CGGACCGUUUUCCACUGUUUCCAUUCCGCGUGCGCGUGAGCGUGCGUGCGUGCGUUCUGCGGUUUGAUCGAAGCUGCAUUUGAGCCGUUUGACCAAAAGCGAAUAAAACACGGGGUUUACCCGCCGCGCGUGAGGCGGACGGUGACUGCAGCGCUUCAGGCUGCACGGGCCGAUCACCUGUCUGUCUGUCCCCCUGUGUGUCCCCGUGUCUGUCAAACCCUCUGUCUAUCCACCUGUCCAUCAGUCAGUCCGCCGUCCUCACCGCCCACCUGUCUGUGUCUCCACCUGUCUGUCUGCUCGGACAUUAAUUGGCAGCAGAAGGUGGAGCUGAGUUUGGUGGUGAGGUGUGUCGCAUUGUUGCUGUUAUUCUUAAUGUGUCAACAUGAAGACGGUCCACAGCAGAGGGAAAGGAUGGAGAUACUCAAGACUUGAAGAAGAGGUUGAAGGUGAUCGAAAUCUGAGGACGACGUGAUCUUCCUCUUCCUCCUCGUCCUUUUUUUCUCCUCUUGCGCUGCCUGCGGAUCAAGAGGACAAGACGCAGUGGGACAAACAAGCUGCAGAUGAGACAUGAAUGAGCUGAGCGUCUCUCAAUCUCAAGACAAACAUUUCAUCGUCCUCUCACUGAAAAUCUCAAUCAGAAUGAUGAUGAACUCUGAGAAGAUGAAGAAGAAACCUCCAAAGGACAGUUUGACUUUGCUGCCAUGUUUCUACUUUGUGGAGCUGCCCAUCGUGGCUUCUUCUAUGGUGUCGCUGUACUUCCUGGAGCUGACUGAUGUCGUGCAGCCGGCUCAGGUCGGGUUCCGCUGCCACGACAGAGAGCUCAGCAUGCCGUACGUGGACGGAGGAGACGAACUGAUCCCUCUGCUGAUGCUGCUGAGCCUCGCCUUUGCCGGACCGGCUGCUUCGAUCAUGCUGGUUGAAGGUCUGAUCUACUGCCUGCAGUCCAGACUGAAGCUCCGCCGACCUGAAGGGAGCAUCAACGCGGGGGGCUGCAACUUCAACUCCUUCCUGAGGAGGACGGUGCGCUUCGUAGGUGUGCAUGUGUUUGGCCUGUGUGCGACGGCUCUGGUCACCGACAUCAUACAGCUGUCGACGGGUUACCACACUCCGUUCUUCCUCACCGUGUGUAAACCAAACUACACGCAGGUCGGCGUCUCCUGCGACAGAAACGUUUACAUCAGUAAGGACAUCUGCUCGGGUCACGACCAGCACGCCAUCGUGGCCGCCAGGAAAACGUUCCCUUCCCAGCAUGCAACACUGUCGGCUUUCGCUGCUGUCUACGUGUCUAUGUAUUUCAACUCGACCAUCUCCGACAGCACCAAGCUGCUGAAACCCGUCUUAGUUUUUGCCUUCGCCAUCGCUGCGGCGCUGACGGGUCUGACUCAGAUCACUCAGCAUCGCAGCCAUCCCAUCGACGUGUACGUGGGCUUCCUCAUCGGAGCCUUCAUCGCUGCUUACCUGGCUUUUCACGCCGUGGCCAACUUCAAAUCCGGUGAUGACAUCUCUCUGAUCCCACCUCCCUCGCUGCCGAAAGAGGACCCUCUACGAGCGCUGACCGAGCGAGGACACGAGUCCGUCUACAACAAGGGCCCCGCCUCCGCCUCGGAGAGCAACGACGAGAUCGCGCCGGCUCCGGCCCCCAUGGACCGGCUGGAGGGCCUGGUGCCCCUGCAGAGGGAGAAGGCCUCCAUGGGUAGCCUGAAGAGGGCCAGCGUGGACGUGGAGCUGCUGGCUCCCCGCAGCCCCAUGGGGAAAGAGACCAUGCUGACCUUCAGUAACACGCUGCCGAGGGCCAGCAUGAAUAUCAACGGGGUGCUGGGGGCCAACCAGGGGCCAGAGGAGCCGCUGCAGCCGGUGCAGCCGGUCCAGCCGGUGCAGCGGCGGCUGAAGGCCGUGCAGGUUCCCAUGGACCCGAUGCGUUCGCAGCAGCUGGUGACGGAGUGGAAGCAGAAGUCGAUGGAGAUGAGAGGCCUGAGCGUCCGGGACGAGGCGGAGCAUUCGGCCAGCGAGGACGGGUCCGAGGUGGGCUCCGUGGGGACAGACGAUGGGGGGUCUCAUGUCCCCAUUUACCAGACGGUAGGGCAGUCCGGAAGGGCGGCCCACGGCCGCAACCCCACUCCGCCUCCGGUGGGCGCCAAAGCCGUGGCGACCCCCAGACCGCCACAGGUUCCCGAGGCCGGACCCCCACCGGUGUCCCCAAAGAGCGCCCUGACGCGGGCCAAGUGGCUCGCCAUCAGAGAGAAGACGAGCGGCGAGGGCUCGGGCCGCGGCGCCACCAACCAGCCGAGACUCAUGCAGGUCAUUGCCAUGUCCAAGCAGCAGGGCCUCCUCCCCUCCUCCUCCUCGGGGGAGAAGUCCUCUGAAACCACCUCCACCUGUUCCGGCACCUCCUCCACCACAGACUCGCCGCACUACCGCCCGUCCCCUGAGCAGCAGCAGCAGCAGCAGCGGGAGGGGUCGGGUAUAAUCACGGUGGACGCCCACGCCCCUCACCAUCCCGUCGUCCAGCCCCAACCUGCUCUCCAAGCCCCGCCCCUCGCCGGCAACGGCAGCCCGUGGGAGUGGGCGGGGGCGCCCAAUGGCGCCGACCCCCGAGACACCUACGACCUCAACAGCCUGACCCGAGGAGACUCGGCUGCCCGCGGCAGCAGUUUCCGACCCCACAGGGCCGCGUCGCCGUGCCCGGCGGUCGGACGCGAUCCGGCCUCGCCACGCGCGCAGGUGGAGACGUCAGCAGACGCCCAGCGCAGGGAGAUGGCCAUGAGACGCAAGACGGCGCUAGUCCUGUUGGAUCGAGAGAUUCGCAACCAGACUGAACAGGAGAACUACUAUAAGAGUUUGCAGGGACGAAGGUAUAAGGAUUAGUCUCUCUCGAAGAAAAAAAACGCCUUAUUUCGUGACAGGUCACCAACAGCACAAACCUGAAGAGCCGUUUGGACCACGUUGCUAUGCAUUCCUUGGGCCUGAUGGGAUGGAAGGUUUGGGCUGUGGGAGUUGAACGUUCACAUCCAGUGGGGUAAGGUUUGAUGGCCGUGGCUCAACACUCUAGACAGUUCUCUCUCAACACUGAAAACGAUGUUCAAGGCUAUUGCGGUAUCAGCCUUUAUUUUGGAAUGAUUACUACAAAUUUUAAAGCCUUUAAUAGAAUCCACUUCAUCCACCCAAUGCCAUGCGAGAACCCUGGCUUUAGAGUCCUGGUCCUAUCGAAGACGGUCCGGAUUGUCUUUCAGUAUUUAAGGUGCAAUGGAUGGAUUAAGGUUCUCUGUCAUGGCCACGUUGUGCAGAUGUUCAUCUGGUGGUACCAAACAGAUUUGGUGGAUUUUUAUGUGGCUCAACGAAUCUCUUUGGUCGUGGUCGUGUGCAGCGGUUGUGGAGUAGUGGUUAAAUUAAUUUAAAAGAAGCCCUUGGUGGUCAGGUGGUUCCCAGCUGGUGACCAAAGUUGAACGCCAUUAGCAGGUACCAUGAUAAUGAUACAAUGUUACGUAACCCUUCUACAGAUUCAAACUGCACUUACUGCUUUGGCUAAACAUUUUAGUUGUGCAGCAAGAAAGAGCUCUUUAGUUGAUGAAAUUAUCAGUACAUCCAACAGCCACAGGGGGCGCCGCUCUGUUACCAUCCAACAUUAUGAAUGGUUUUCAGUCCUACUAGUUUGUAUAUAAAAAUGUGGAAAAAUACCUCAGGACAUUAAACAAACAACACUAUAAAAAUUAUAUCUGAAUGGUGGGUUGCCUUCAUCUUUACUCAGAGAGUCAUACGUCCACAGUGUUGAGCCAUCCAGGCAGGAAGCUGGAGCGUUUCCACGGCAACCCAUUCUGCAAAUAAUCUGCGGUUCGGAGGCAAUUUUAAGGAUUAAUUCUUGAAGCACAAACACGCAGCAAACCUGCUGUGGAAGCUCCUGCGACGAGACGCACCUGCGCCGCUCAGCACCUGCUUCCUGGCUCAGGCCCCGCCUCCUCUGAGGGGAAAGGCCUGUGACCGGCGCCAUGUGGAAGCCAUCGUCCCCCCACCAACGCGUUCUCACCCCGACACGCCGAAAAACGCAACUCCCGUCAGCGACGCUGAGCUUCAAGCGACAAGGUCAUCGCCAUCAACAUGCCCCCCCCCCCCACCCCCCUCCAGCUGUGUGGACUAUCUCGCUCUUAAAACGUAAGUUGCUCUACCCAUAAUGCUUUGCGGGUGUGCGUGGGUCUCCGCGCAGUGAGGAGGGUCCAACCCUGAUUGUAUAUUUCCGGGGACCAGAGUGUUAUUGUUGUUGUUGUUGUGAUGGCUCGGUUGCUAUAGUGAUUCUCAGCAUGUUUGUUUGUUUGUUUGUGUGCUACUUUCUGACUGGUCGAGUGUUUCUGUGAGUGGAUCUGAAAGUGUGUAUUUAUUAGUGAUAAGAGUGUGAUAUUUUGAAGGAAAAGUUGUAAUUACAGAAUAUGUCAUGAUUCCAUUGUGGUAAAGUGAGGAUUUUCUCCUCAGUGGCUCUCGAACUAAACUACGAGAGCUCUUAGAAAAUAAAAAUUGUAUUAAAGAUGCUGCAGUUCCUAAACUCACUGAGCUCAAUGACGCUCUGAAACUGAAUCAGUUCAUCCGUCAAUAUGAAAUAUUGAUGAGCCAAUACUGGUCUGUCUCUGCUGUUAAUGUGUCUGUGUUGUUGCAUGUGUCCAAAGUUUGAUUUAAUAUCAGACAUCC
This is a messenger RNA of Pungitius pungitius (ninespine stickleback), 4674 nucleotides long. RefSeq names its product phospholipid phosphatase related 3b (gene plppr3b). Gene Ontology annotation, molecular function: phosphatidate phosphatase activity. The transcript has 8 exons. The record is from RefSeq and is a predicted model, not a curated record. NCBI's taxonomy places the organism in Eukaryota, Metazoa, Chordata, Actinopteri, Perciformes, Gasterosteidae. Gene Ontology annotation, cellular component: plasma membrane. Gene Ontology annotation, biological process: signal transduction; phospholipid metabolic process; phospholipid dephosphorylation. The coding region runs from base 568 to 2865 and encodes 765 amino acids.